AUGAAACGUUUGCAAUCAAAUUACCCAGCUCAGCGAACAAGCCAACGACCAUCCUCGCUACCUGAGCUACCAACAUUUUCCUCUAAAACAGAUAACCAAGUCGAAGAAGGACAAUGCGCAAUAUCAAGCAUAAAACUGCGGACAUCUGAACUUAUGGAGGACAAAGCUGGUGCUGAAUGCGAUAUUUUAUAUGAGGAGUCCUGGCUAAACAACAAUCCAGGAGGAAAAUAUCCUGUUUUUUUAUACCAAAGUGACAAAGCUGAUCUCCAAAUUCCACUCAGUAUCUUUAUUUCAUUUGCUAAUUAUGUUUUAUGA
Molecule: messenger RNA, 315 nt
Organism: Opisthorchis viverrini
Lineage: Eukaryota; Metazoa; Platyhelminthes; Trematoda; Opisthorchiida; Opisthorchiidae
Exons: 2
Coding region: 1-315 (104 amino acids)
Source: RefSeq, a predicted model, not a curated record